AUGGACUUGUGGAAGCUCUUCACAACUGCAUUAAUGCCAGUUCUGAAGGUGCUCCUCAUUACUGGUGCUGGCACAUUUCUUGCUCUCCACCGCUUUAAUAUACUGAGGGAGACUGCUAGGAAACAUUUGAAUACACUGGUAUACUUUGUCUUCACUCCGGCUCUUGUUUGCAGCAUUCUGGCUAAAACUAUAACAUUUAAGAGCCUGGUUAUGGUGUGGUUCAUGCCAUUGAAUGUUCUUUUCACGUUUACCAUUGGGACAGCACUAGGAUGGUUGUUUUUGAAAAUAACUAAAGCACCUCCUGAUAUGCAAGGCCUUGUGUUGGGGUGCUGUGCUGCAGGCAAUCUAGGCAAUAUGCCUCUCAUCAUAAUUCCAGCAGUGUGUAAGGAAAGUAGUAGUCCUUUUGGAGCUGUGGACGUUUGUCAUCAAAAAGGGAUGGCAUAUGCCUCUUUGUCCAUGGCAAUAUCAAACAUCUACAUUUGGACUUUCGUGUACCACAUUAUCCGCGCAUAUUCUUGCCGGAUUUUUAAUGUGAACAAGGUUGAUAAUUCCACAGUAGGUCCAGUGUCAGCAAUAGAAGCAGAUCUUGAAAACCAUUCAGGUGCACCAGUGGUUACAGCAGAGGAUUUCUCACAGACCAAUGAUCUUGUGACCCAAUUUAAAAGUGAUACGGUGGUAACAAAACAAGAGCAGAUUAUGCAACCAUUAAAAAAAUUAGUAAAAAAGCUCAAUUUGAAGGUUCUAUUAGCACCUCCUACGUUCGGAUCGAUUCUUGGACUAAUAAUUGGUGUAGUUCCUCCUUUUCAAAAGAUGUUUGUUGGCGAUAAUGCUCCUUUUCGUGUGGUUGAAGACUCUGCAUCCAUGCUGGGGGACGCAUGCAUUCCAGCAAUGACUCUGUUAGUUGGAGCAAAUCUUCUGAAGGGGUUAAAACGGUCAGAAAUGAAGCCUUCACUUCUUAUGGGGAUCAUCGUGGUUAGAUACAUUGCUCUACCAAUUUUUGGUGUGGUCAUUGUAAAAGGUGCAAUUCGUUCUGGCAUUAUCCACCAAGAUCCAUUAUACCAUUUUGUUUUACUCCUUCAAUACGCUCUUCCGCCUGCAAUUAGCAUAAGUACAAUUACUCAAUUAUUUGGAGCUGGUGAAACAGAAUGUUCAAUUGUUAUGCUAGUAACUAAUGUCUGUGCGGCAUUUACUCUUACACUAUGGUCCACAUUUUUCAUGUGGCUUGUCCUAUAA
Molecule: messenger RNA, 1233 nt
Organism: Sphenostylis stenocarpa
Lineage: Eukaryota; Viridiplantae; Streptophyta; Magnoliopsida; Fabales; Fabaceae
Source: the annotation of a GenBank genome assembly